GUCUUCAAUUCGCCGCACGAGUAAUGUUAGUGUUGAACUUUCUACAUUUACGCCAAUGGGUGAUACGAAAGCAGAAGAUACGAGUACUCCUAGAAGGUCUUCAAUUCGCAGCACAAGUAAUGAUAGUGUUGAACACUCUUCAGUGACGCCAAUGGAUGAUGAGAAAGAAGAAGACACAGGUAAACCUAGGUCUUCAAUUCGCCGCACGAGUAAUGCUAGUGUUGAACUUUCUACAGUUACGCCAAUGGAUGAUCAGAAAACAGAAGACACGAGCACACCUAAGUCUUCAAUUAGCCGCACAAGUAAUGCUAGUGAGGAACCUUGUACAGAUACGCCAGUGGGUGGUCAGACACCAGAAAAGUCACUAAUUGAGUCAAAUGAGAUAUCAGAAGACAACCCAUUCAACACACUGAUGGACACAAGUUCAUCUGGGAGCGACAGGACGGGAGCAGCCUUCAAAGAAGAUACUGCUCCUAUAAACACAUCACCAACGCAACCAACGUCUUCAAUUCGCCGCACAAGUCAUGCCAGUGUUGAACCUUGUACAGAUACGCCAGUGGGUGGUCAGAAAGACGAAAUAUUACUAAUUAAGUCAUAUGAGAUGUCAGAAGACAACCCAUUCAACACAUUGAUGGACACAAGUACAUCUUGGGGCGACAGGACUGGAACAACCUUCAAAGAAGAUAUUGCUCCCGUAAACACAUCACCAACACAACCAAAGUCUUCAAUUCGCCGCACAAGUCAUGCCAGUAUGGAACCUUCUACAGCUACACCAAUGGGUGAUCAGAAAGCUGAUAUGUCUCUAAUUGAGUCAAAUGAGUUAUCAGAAGACAACCCAUUCAAGACAUUCGUGAACACACGUACAUCUAUGAGCGACAGGACUGGAACAGCCUUCAAAGAAGAUACUGCUCCUAUAAACACAUCACCAGCUCAACCAACGUCUUCAAUUCGCCGCAGAAGUAAUGCCAAUAUUGAACCUUCUACAGUUACGCCAAUGGGUGGUCAGAAAGCAGAAAUGUCACUAAAUGAGUCAAAUGAGUUAUCAGACGACAACCCAUUCAACUCAUUGGUGAACACAAGCACAUCUACGUAAGACAAGACAAUAAGAUUGAAAUGUCGUGAACAAAA
Molecule: messenger RNA, 1128 nt
Organism: Gigantopelta aegis
Lineage: Eukaryota; Metazoa; Mollusca; Gastropoda; Neomphalida; Peltospiridae
Product: putative protein TPRXL
Exons: 10
Coding region: 56-1093 (345 amino acids)
Source: RefSeq, a predicted model, not a curated record